This is a messenger RNA of Drepanopeziza brunnea f. sp. 'multigermtubi' MB_m1, 912 nucleotides long. RefSeq lists its product as uncharacterized. The record is from RefSeq and is a predicted model, not a curated record. Lineage: Eukaryota; Fungi; Ascomycota; Leotiomycetes; Helotiales; Drepanopezizaceae.
AUGGCGCGGGGAUGGAGGUUGCUGCUGGGAGUGGGAGCUGUCUUGCUUGGGGCCCAAGGGGUCAGGACACAAGAAGAGCACAGCAAGAUUCCGUUGCCAAGUUACCAUUAUGGUGCGAAGAUUCCUGUCAGUUGUUUGGAACGUUCUAUUGAAACGGGAGAACACGUAUCAAAUGCGCAAGAUGAACUGAAAUACAAUCCUUUCCCUAUCUGCAACGAAACGGGAAAACCACUGGAGUUACAAUACGGGAUUGAAGACGAACUCAACUGCACGAUUCCUAUGAUCACAGAUCCGUUCUUCCACCUCCUCGAAUUCUACAUCCACAACGACGCUCCUCUCUCCUGCCGAAUCCCCUCCCGGCCCCCAGCUCACAUACACCCCGGAGGCAUACCCGCUUCGAAACUGCCCACUGAAUUUCAACAAGAAUACGUGCCCUUGAUCUUUGCUCUCGCCGGGACCUUGCAGCUAUCACAUCUGCACGUAUCCACACAUCUCAACAUCCUCAUCCAUUCGACCCCCAAACACCACCUGCACCAUCAUGAUAGCGGCGUAAUCGAUUCCGGGGCGGCUUAUAGCACGAGCCCGCUAUCGCACAUGACGGGGCCGGCGGCGCUAACAAAGAAGCUGGUGAUUGGGGAUCCUUUACCGCUGCAAUUUAGCGUUCGGUGGUUCCCAACACCGCAUCUGCCGACUGACAAUGGGAAGGUGGAGUGGGCGGGCAUGGGUGGACAUUUCUACGCGAGCACGUUCUUCUACUGUUUGUUGAGUGCUGGAGCUGGUGCCUUGGGCAGUGCUGUGUGGUUCCUAGGAGUUGUGCUGCCGAAAAGACUGAAAGGGAGGGGAAUGGGUGGAGCUACGCCGUUAGGAGGUUAUGGAGUUGGGAAUGGUUGGGGAAUGGGCAAGCGUGACUGA